GCUGUACUGUAGGACGCCUUCCUGAACGCUAGGUGGUAGUGCUAGCACUUUAGAAAAUGUGCGAUUGAUCAUUUUCAGAGAAGAAGAGAAGAAGAUUCAUGACUGCUGCAACGAAAAAGCAGCUAUUCUGACUGCAGCGGCGGUUUGCUCUUUUGCCGUUUGAGCAGUGUCAUUCCAAGGAUUGGAAACAUAAUGGACCAGAAAAGUCUAAACAACCCGUAUCCGGACUAUGAUGGGAAUCCUGGCUGUUCCCAAGGGCUGUUUGACUCUGAUGGCAUGCUCACAGCAGAGUUUGCCCAGCGGUUGAGUGGUAAAAUCAGUGAGUUAGUAGCAGUCAUGGAGAAUGGACUCAAGUCAGCUGACCCCAGAGACUGCACCAGUUACACCGGAUGGACGGGUAUAGCGCUUCUCUAUCUGCACUUGCAUGAAGUGUUCGGGGAUAUCUCCUUCCUGCAGAGGGCGCUAGUGCACGUGAGCCGCAGCCUGAAGUGUUUAACUCGGAGGCACGAUGUGACGUUUCUAUGUGGCGAUGCUGGGCCGCUGGCCGUGGCUGCAGUGGUGUACCACAGACUGCAGAGGGCGCCAGAGGCUGAGGAGUGCGUCAGCAGACUCCUCCAGCUCCACCAGAGGGUGGUGAAGGGUUCUGGGGAUCUUCCUGAUGAGCUGCUGUACGGCAGGGUGGGCUACCUCUCCUCCCUUCUCUACGUCAGCCAGCAUCUGGGCCAGGACAGGGUCCCUACCCAGUACAUCCAGCAGAUCUGUGAGGCUGUGUUGGUGUCAGGGGAGAGUCAGGCCCGAAGCUUUCACGUCCAGGACCAGAGUCCUCUGAUGUACGAGUGGUACCAGGAACAGUACGUAGGCUCCGCUCACGGCCUUUCUGGAAUCUACUACUUCCUCAUGCAGCCGGGGUUCGUGGCGGGUGAGGAGCAGGUCGGCAGGCUGGUCAAGCCCAGCGUGGACCACGUCUGCCGCCUCAAGUUUCCCUCAGGGAACUACCCUCCCUGCGUAGGCGACACCCGCGACCAGCUGGUGCACUGGUGCCACGGCUCCCCUGGCGUGGUGUACAUGCUCCUGCAGGCCUACAAGGUGUUUGGUGAGGCCCGGUACCUGGAGGAUGCGGUGCAGUGUGGGGAGGUGGUGUGGCAGAGGGGCCUGCUGAAGAAAGGCUACGGCCUGUGUCACGGCGCAGCAGGGAACGCCUACACCUUCCUGGCCCUCUACAAGCUCACCCACGACCCCAAACACCUAUACAGGGCAUGCAUGUUCGCAGACUGGUGUAUGAACUACGGAAAACAUGGAUGCCGCACCCCAGACACCCCAUUCUCGCUCUUUGAAGGCAUGGCCGGCACCAUCUACUUCCUGGCUGAUCUUCUGCAGCCAAUGAAAUCAAAGUUCCCAGCCUUUGAGGUGUAAAGUCUCUCUCACAUGAGUCAGAAUCAAGGUGGGGUAUCCGUUCCCACAGUAUUUCCUCAUUCAGCUGAUUGGUUGGUAAGUCUCAGCAGCUGAUUGGUGCGUUUGAGCGAAUCAGACUGGAAGAUCUAGAGUUUACUAAUCAGCUGUUCCCAUAGUGCAUGUCACACUCCAUCCCAUAAUAUAAGUAUAAAUAAUUGAUUAGCCUGAUUAGAAAGAAUGUGCAUUGUGUAAGGAAAAGGCAAUUCUCAUCAUUUUUUCAUUUAGUUUACAUAUACAGUA
Molecule: messenger RNA, 1692 nt
Organism: Osmerus eperlanus (European smelt)
Lineage: Eukaryota; Metazoa; Chordata; Actinopteri; Osmeriformes; Osmeridae
Gene: lancl1
Product: LanC antibiotic synthetase component C-like 1 (bacterial)
Exons: 11
Coding region: 193-1413 (406 amino acids)
Biological process (GO): carbohydrate metabolic process; peptide modification
Cellular component (GO): plasma membrane
Source: RefSeq, a predicted model, not a curated record